Molecule: messenger RNA, 1758 nt
Organism: Galeopterus variegatus (Sunda flying lemur)
Lineage: Eukaryota; Metazoa; Chordata; Mammalia; Dermoptera; Cynocephalidae
Gene: GRPR
Product: gastrin-releasing peptide receptor
Exons: 3
Coding region: 434-1552 (372 amino acids)
Biological process (GO): G protein-coupled receptor signaling pathway
Cellular component (GO): membrane
Molecular function (GO): G protein-coupled peptide receptor activity
Source: RefSeq, a predicted model, not a curated record
CAGGUUCUAAAUAUCAGGAAAGACAGGAAAUUCUGUGUGAAAAUAGCAGGCCAAAAGUUCUUAGUAAACUGCAGCCAGGGAAACUCAGACUAGGGUGAAGGUAGAAAGAGCUGAUGCAGAGUGGGUUUAAUUCUAAGCCUUUUGGGGGCUGAGUUUUUAUUGUUGUUAAUUUAUGGAAUUUAUAGAUGUAUUGCAUUUGUCAUGUGAAGGCCAGGGCAGUACCAGAGUCAAAAUAGUGACAGUUUUAAAUGCCAUAGUGUAUAUGUACUCAGAGUACUUUUAUUGAAGAAGAUAAGGAGCCCAGCAUAGAUCUCAUCCUCAUCUUCACCCAGUUGCAACAUCAUAAGUUGAGAAACAGCAUCUAAGGGCACUUUUUGGUGGGGAAAAAAAUCUAGACAUAGCUCUAAGUGAUUGUUUCCUUCUGAACUUGGAAAUGGACUAUACCGUGUACUACAACAUCUCCAAUCACAGUGCGGAUCUCCCCAUGAAUGAUGACUGGUUCCAACCGGGGAUCCUCUAUGUCAUCCCUGCAAUUUAUGGGGUUAUCAUUCUGAUAGGCCUCAUUGGCAACAUCACUUUGAUCAAGAUCUUCUGUACGGUCAAGUCCAUGAGAAACGUGCCGAACCUGUUCAUCUCCAGUCUGGCUUUGGGAGACCUGCUCCUCCUGAUAACAUGUGCUCCCGUGGAUGCCAGCAGGUACCUGGCCGACAGAUGGCUGUUUGGCAGGAUUGGCUGUAAACUGAUCCCCUUUAUACAGCUUACCUCGGUGGGGGUGUCUGUCUUCACGCUCACGGCGCUCUCGGCAGACAGGUACAAGGCUAUUGUCCGGCCAAUGGAUAUCCAGGCCUCUCAUGCCCUGAUGAAGAUCUGCCUGAAAGCCGCCUUGAUCUGGGUCAUCUCUAUGCUACUCGCCAUCCCAGAGGCUGUGUUUUCUGACCUCCAUCCCUUCCAUGAGGAAAGCACCAACCAGACCUUCAUUAGCUGUGCCCCAUACCCACACUCUAAUGAGCUGCACCCCAAAAUCCACUCCAUGGCUUCCUUUCUGGUCUUCUACAUCAUCCCACUGUCAAUUAUCUCUGUCUACUACUACUUCAUUGCCAAAAACCUGAUCCAGAGUGCUUACAAUCUUCCUGUGGAAGGGAACAUACAUGUCAAGAAGCAGAUUGAAUCCCGGAAGCGACUUGCCAAGACAGUGCUGGUGUUUGUGGGCCUCUUUGCCUUCUGUUGGCUCCCCAACCACAUCAUCUACCUGUACCGCUCCUACCACUACUCUGAGGUGGACACCUCCAUGCUCCACUUCGUCACCAGCAUCUGUGCCCGUCUCCUGGCCUUCACCAACUCCUGUGUGAACCCCUUUGCCCUUUACCUGCUAAGCAAGAGUUUCAGGAAACAGUUCAACACCCAGCUCCUCUGUUGCCGGCCUGGCCUGAUAACCCGGUCUCACAGCACUGGCAGAAGUACCACCUGCAUGACCUCCCUCAAGAGUACCAACCCCUCCGUGGCCACCUUCAGCCUCAUCAAUGGAAACAUCUGUCAUGAGAAGUACGUCUAGACUGACCCUCCUAGGGACUCCUGGUUUUUCUUUAUGGCUAGCCAGGAACUCUCACGUCUGUUGUCUCUGUACCCUACAAAGACCCUUCAAAAGGCUGGUGAGUAGUGUAGGCUGGGGAGAGGCCCAAAAAGAUCACUAUUCUGUUUCAAAGUAAGCCAUCAAGGCUUAGGUUUUCCAUUUGAACUUGUGAACACUUCUUCUGAUAU